Paramormyrops kingsleyae is the source of this 961-nucleotide messenger RNA. The record is from RefSeq and is a predicted model, not a curated record. NCBI's taxonomy places the organism in Eukaryota, Metazoa, Chordata, Actinopteri, Osteoglossiformes, Mormyridae.
GGGCGUAAAGGACGCAGCUGCUCUUCCCCAUGGACGCCCAGCCGCAAGCCCAGCACGUACCAAGGCCUUCGCUCCAACCUCAGAAGCCUCUACAGCUCGACAUGGGGUACAACUGCCUAUCCAACUUUCAUACUGAGAAGAAAAUCGGAAGAGGACAGUUUAGCGAAGUCUACAGGGCCAAGUACUUGCUAGACAACACGUCCGUGGCUUUGAAAAAAGUUAAGAUAUUCGAGUUGAUGGAUGCCAAAGCCCGGCAAGAUUGCAUCAAAGAAAUAGAUCUCCUUAAGCAAUUGAACCACCCCAAUGUAAUUAAGUACUAUGCAUCGUUCAUUGAAGAGAAUGAACUCAACAUAGUUCUGGAGCUUGCUGACGCAGGGGACCUAUCGCAGAUGAUUAAGCACUUCAAGAAGCAGAAGAGGCUGAUCCCUGAGCGGACUGUCUGGAAGUACUUUCUCCAGUUGUGCAGUGCGCUGAACCACAUGCACUCCCGCCGCGUCAUGCACAGAGACAUAAAGCCGGCUAAUGUGUUCAUUACUGCCACCGGGGUAGUAAAACUCGGAGACCUGGGGCUGGGCCGUUUCUUCAGCUCCAAAACCACAGCGGCUCAUUCGUUAGUGGGUACCCCUUAUUACAUGUCUCCAGAGAGGAUACACGAGAAUGGAUACAACUUUAAGUCUGACAUCUGGUCUCUGGGCUGCCUGCUCUAUGAGAUGGCCGCCCUACAGAGCCCCUUCUACGGAGACAAGAUGAACCUGUACUCCCUAUGUCAGAAGAUCGAGCAGUGCCAGUAUCCUCCCCUGCCGCCGGAUCACUACUCUGUAGAGCUAAGGAAGCUGGUGGACAUGUGUAUCAACCCAGACCCAGAGAAGAGGCCGGACAUCACCUAUGUGUACGACAUUGCCAAGAGGAUGCUGGACAUGACGCUCACUACCUAGGACUCCAAAACAAGAAAAGGGUCGGG